AUGACUGUACAAGAUAUGGAUAUUUACUUGAACGUUUCUACAGAUCCUGUGGGCAACAAGAAAACAGGAAUAGAAGAUGAUUCUAUUCUUAGUUUCAUGAGGAAGCAAAAAAAUGCAGUAACGAAAAGUAAAUCAGAUACAAAGAGUAAAUCAGAAAAUGUUUCUGUUAAGGAAACUAGUAAUACUAAAAAAAGAAUUAAACAAAAGUCUUUAAAACAAAUUGUUGCACAAAGAUUGCAAAAGUCUAGUACACCCGAUAACAGUCAAUCUUCUAUUGAACGAAAUAAACUAAAGACGCAAGUAAAUAUUAAGCAUAAGCAGUCACAACGAGAAGUAUCGAAAGCAUCUACAGAAAUACAUAAAAGCGAUAGAGAAAAAAGUAACAAAACUGAAGAAACUUCCAAUGAACCUAUUAUUUCAUUCACUAAAGUUACCAAAGAAAAUUUUGGUAAAACAUUAUUAGCAAAGAGGAGAAAUACUACAGAUAGAAAUUCUAAAAAAACACUGUCUAGCAUUUUUUCUAAGUCAUCAGAAUCUGAAACGAAAGAUGUUAGUUUGUUAAAUUCGUUAAGAGGUGUAAAAGAGGAAAAACAAGUUAUACCUAAAAAGAAAAUUAAAAAGAUAUCCGAAGAGGAAUCUAAAAAAGCUUUCGAUUCAUCGGAGAAAGUAAAUCUUGGGAAGAAAAAGAAGAAAAAACAACCAGAGAAAUUGGAAAUUGAAAAUAAUGGAAAGGUAGAAGAUAAAAAGAACACAAAUGUUUCUCAUAAAUCUAUUGGAAAAAUAUCUUCCUUAUUUGGGCAUAAUCCAGAAAUACCAAAUAUUGGACAAAGAUUAGUAAAACCAAUAAAUGAGCCAGUAUUUACAGGAACAACCUUUACCGAUCUUGAUAUUAACCCUUUCAUGAUAUCUAAUUUGGAACAAAACAUGCGUAUCACUAAAAUGACCGUAGUUCAACAAAAAGCAAUUCCACAAAUACUUUCAAGAAAAGAUGUUCUAAUCAGAUCUCAAACUGGUUCUGGAAAGACAUUAGCAUAUGCUUUACCCAUAGUUGAAUGUUUACAUAAAAUCAGACCUAAAUUAAAUAGAAAUAGCGGUUUAAAGGCUCUUGUGGUUGUACCAACUAGAGAAUUAUCAUUACAAACUUACGAGUGUUUCUUGAAAUUGAUAAAACCAUUCACGUGGAUCGUACCAGGUUAUUUGGCAGGGGGUGAAAAGAGGAAAGCAGAGAAAGCUAGGCUACGAAAGGGGUGCAAUAUCUUGGUCGGUACACCGGGUAGAUUGUUAGAUCAUAUAAAACGAACGGCAGCUUUAAAAUUGAACGACGUUAAAUAUUUCGUUCUAGACGAGGCGGAUAAUAUGUUCGAUAUGGGAUACGAAAAAGAUAUAUCCGGUAUAGUGAGUGCUUUGAAGGUGACAACUCCAAGUCAAAAUACGGGAUACGAUGCCAUGAAAAUGUUACGGGGAAACAUAAAGAAGGUUUUCACCGACGAAGACUUGGAUCGUAUAGAAAAGAAUGAGGAUUUAAAAGAAUCAAGAGACGAUGACCAAGGAGAUUCAAUCGUCAAGCCAAACAAGAGCACAGAUUCAGAAUCUGAGCGUGAUUGCUUCGAAGAUAAACAAAAACAAGUGUAUCAUUCGAGCAGCGAUACUGAUUCCGAUCAAGGCGAGCCUUAUAUUAAAUCAAAAAAAUCAGAUAGGCGGAAAGUUUGCAGAGAUUUUACCGCAAAAAACGAAUCUGACGUACGAAAAGAUAAGACGCAAGAGAAAGAAGAUAAUAAUAGCAGUCAGGAUGAGUCAAGAAGGCAGACAAUUUUACUUUCCGCAACAUUGACACAGGCGGUAGAAAAAUUAGCGGGUCUUGCUAUGGAUCGUCCGGUGUUCAUUGAUGCCGCGAAAGAGAAUUUAGAAACGACCGGUGUCGACGAGAGUGAGCUCAACGAGGAUUUAGUGGUCCCACAAAGCGUGAAUCAAAGCUAUAUCGUUACCCCUCCGAAACUGAGGAUAGUGACCUUAAGUGCAUAUAUCGCAGGAAAGUGCAAGAGCCACGGUCAACACAAAAUAUUGAUAUUUAUGGCUACUCAAGAUAUGGUUGAUUAUCACGCCGAGAUUUUAUCGUCGGUAUUAACUAAACCUAUCGACGAAGAUGACGAUGAUUCCGACCCUUUGGUCGACGUGGAAUUCUUCAAAUUGCACGGCAGCAUGAGUCAAAAAGAGCGAACCGAGGUGUUUAAAACUUUCAGACUGGCAAAAAGUGGGGUGCUGCUUUGUACGGAUGUCGCAGCCCGAGGUUUGGACGUGCCAAAAGUGGACUGCGUGGUUCAGUACACGGGACCGACGUCGGCUAGGGACUACGUGCAUCGAAUCGGUAGAACCGCGCGGGCUGGUUCUUCCGGUUCGGCGACGAUCUUCCUAACACCGCCAGAAAUUGAAUUCGUACGAAUGCUCGAGUCUAGACGUAUCAGGAUCAGACAGGAGAACAUGGACGACGUCUUGGAUAAGCUUCUGGGCCCCCUGUCCAAACAUUCCUCGGUUCAUAACGCCGCUAUUGCGCUGCAGAAUGAAUUCGAAACCAUGGUGAUCGAGGACUCGAAGCUACGGGAAAAGGCGUACAAAGCGUACACCUCGUGGAUACGUUUCUACUCGAGCUACCCCCGCGACAUGCGAGAGAUCUUCAACCGGAAGGACGUCCACCUGGGUCACUACGCGAAGAGCUUCGCUCUGAGAGAGACGCCUCAACGAAUCGGUGGAAUAGGGAAGAAGCUGUACGAGAAAGACAACUCGAAGCCGCAGCACAGGAACAGGCUAGCGGACGAGAAGCCCGACGGGGAGCCGGCAAAGAAGCAGAAGCGUCAAGGUGACGAACCGAAGAUGGGGUUGCUGAAGAGAGUCAGAAUGCUUAACACCUCCGAGUACGACAGCGGCCUCGAGCCCGUGAAGAAGCCAAAGAAAUCCUGAGCUUCGCAUUAUCGCCUCGACUACUAGUAAACAGAAUGCGAUUUCGUUACCGUGAUUCCCACCUCUCGUGUAAAUACC
Eufriesea mexicana is the source of this 3033-nucleotide messenger RNA. Its product is annotated as probable ATP-dependent RNA helicase CG8611. Gene Ontology annotation, molecular function: RNA helicase activity; ATP binding; nucleic acid binding. The record is from RefSeq and is a predicted model, not a curated record. NCBI's taxonomy places the organism in Eukaryota, Metazoa, Arthropoda, Insecta, Hymenoptera, Apidae. The coding region runs from base 1 to 2955 and encodes 984 amino acids. The transcript is spliced from 9 exons.